AUGGCUGGGAAUCUGAACGGAUCUGAAACCAGUUGGGAGAGUGCUGCCCACAGCAGAGGCCACAACGGCAGACGGAAGCUGUACUUGAAAAGGAGAAGCCAUGUUGUGCACUUUCUGCGCUACAACCUGAGCCUCCAAUACCUCCAGUACCACCAGCACAAAGCUGAGCUUCUGAGUAAGUCUUCCUUUUACUUGAAGAUUGAGCCCAGAUACGUGCCAAUAGAUGAGAACCAUGAUGCGGCUUGCAUUGACAUCCUGGAACUAGUAGACCACUGCCGAUUCCAGAGGGUGAAGAACUUGGGAAAAAAACAGGCUGAGAUCCAGCUGUCACUUUUAACUGAGCUGUUAGAACAUCUGGAACGAGGUCGGGAGGAGCUGAGCUGGUACGUAGAGACCUGUGACGCGGAAACUUUCCUCUCCCGGUGGGACUUGAUUGAGCAGAAAGUGGGGAAGCUCUGCGAGUCUAUGAAAGCUCUCGUUUCCUUGAGAGUGCCAGGAAAUCUCUAUGUCAAGGACCAGUUGGUGUCAAACACAGCUCUUGAAAGUGCUGAACUCCCCGACAUCAGGCUUUCUCUCUGCACCAAGUUCCCACUGAUUUUCGAUCGGAGAGAGUCAUUUGCCCACAAGACUUGGGCCAGGCUCAAGUGGUUUGAUGAAAAUCAAGAGUCACACGAAGAAUAUGACCUGCACUUCAAGCUACUGACAGAUGAGAGUCAGGCACAAGCGGGAUACGGUAGGAUUCAGCAAUUCACCUCCAAAGUGUGCAUAGUCCGGGACCUGGAGCCUGGCAGAUCGUACGAAUUCACAGUUCGAAGAUCAAACACCCAAAUGUUUGUCCUCGAGAAAUGGCACGACCACAUUAUACUGAAGACAAAAACUUAA
Tauraco erythrolophus (red-crested turaco) is the source of this 882-nucleotide messenger RNA. RefSeq names its product fibronectin type III domain containing 11 (gene FNDC11). Gene Ontology annotation, molecular function: protein binding. Lineage: Eukaryota; Metazoa; Chordata; Aves; Musophagiformes; Musophagidae. The record is from RefSeq and is a predicted model, not a curated record.